CUCCAAUCCAGGAUCCUCUGCUGAUAUCUUCUAUAUAAGAGAAUUCUCCUGGAUGACCCAUCAACCAUGGAGAGAGACAGGAACAAGAUGGCCGACAGGAUCAUAAACCUUACCAUACAGAUACUCUUCCGGCUUACUGGAGAGGAUUACACAGUAGUGAAGAAGUCCUCUAGUGGGCGCUGUCGGGCCCCUGUGUGUGAAGAAUGGGGUAGAACCCUGAGCCCAAUCCCGAGGCCCCCACCUCACUCCCUGAUACAUGAGGAAAUGGAUGAACAGAAGAUCCGAGAACUCAUCAACAAGAUGAUGGAGCUGCUGACUGGAGAGGUUCCUAUAAGGUGUCGGGACGUGGCGGACUAUUUCUCCAUGGAGGAGUGGGAGUAUGCAGAAGGACACAAGGAUCAGUAUAAGGAUCAGGUCAUGAUGGAGGAUCAGCAGCCCCUCACAUCACCAGAUUCUUGUAGCAGGAGAUCAGAGGAGAAUCUUCUAUCUUCAGAUUAUAAAGCAGAUGAUGAUAUCACACAAGAUACAUAUGAAGAACAUUCCAUUAUCCCAGAUACACCCUCAGCCCUUCACAGCCAAGAUCUGUCAUCUCAUCCUUAUAUACAGGUCCUGUCUUCUCAGUCAUCACAGAAAGGUCACAGAAGGGGUGUUGGACAUCAACGAGCUCAUACAGGAAAGAAAACCUAUUCAUGCUCAGAAUGUGGGAAAUGUUUUACUCAGAAAUCAAGUCUUGUAGUACAUCAGAGAACUCAUACAGGAGAGAAGCCAUUUUCAUGUUCAGAAUGUGAGAAAUGUUUUACUGCUAAAUCAGAUCUUGUUAGACAUAAGAGAAGUCACACAAGAGAGAAGCCAUUUGUAUGUUCACAAUGUGGAAAAUGUUUUACUCAGCAAGCACAUCUUGUUGCACAUCAAAUAACUCACUCAGGUGAGAAGCCCUUUCCAUGUUCAGAAUGUGGGAAAUGUCUUACUCGGAAAGCACAUCUUGUUAUACACCUACAGAAAUGUCUGUUACGCAAAAUGCAAAUAGAAUCCAAAUAACACAUCUGUAUGUAUAUAU
Messenger RNA from Hyla sarda, 1057 nucleotides. Its product is annotated as oocyte zinc finger protein XlCOF8.4-like. Gene Ontology annotation, biological process: regulation of transcription by RNA polymerase II. Gene Ontology annotation, molecular function: DNA-binding transcription factor activity; RNA polymerase II cis-regulatory region sequence-specific DNA binding. Lineage: Eukaryota; Metazoa; Chordata; Amphibia; Anura; Hylidae. The coding region runs from base 67 to 1038 and encodes 323 amino acids. The record is from RefSeq and is a predicted model, not a curated record. The transcript has 4 exons.